This is a messenger RNA of Helianthus annuus (common sunflower), 1417 nucleotides long. Its product is annotated as RING-H2 finger protein ATL52. Bases 339 to 1310 code for a protein of 323 amino acids. Gene Ontology annotation, biological process: protein ubiquitination. The transcript has a single exon. Gene Ontology annotation, molecular function: transferase activity. NCBI's taxonomy places the organism in Eukaryota, Viridiplantae, Streptophyta, Magnoliopsida, Asterales, Asteraceae. The record is from RefSeq and is a predicted model, not a curated record.
AAGCACAUCUUUACUUUAACCCACUUUCCAACUAAGAAUGUCUUCUUCCUUGAUAUUUCAAUCCUUUUAUUCUCUUUUUUAAAUGGUUGAUGUGAGACUCCAUUCUAACAUUUGAUCAAGAUUAAUUCAAUCACUUCUAUUUUGUUUUUCUUCGAAACCCAUCUUUUUUUUUUCUGCUUUGUGUCACUAUAGUUGCAUAACUUAGAAGUGUCUUGAAGUUAAAGUUGAUAUUAAUACAUCAUCCUAAAUGUUGUUUUUCUUGGAGUUUUUCGUUUGCAUGGUAUUCUCUUAGGGUUUACAUGUUAUACAAUUAUUUGUAGAUUCUAAGUUUGUGAAUUAUGGGGUCUGUGGAUAGUCCAACACCAUGGGUGCCUUAUAUGAACAAUCAAGAUUGUUCUCAACAAAUUUGCAGCAUAUAUUGUCCGCAAUGGUGUAACUAUGCCGGUUUUCUUUCUCCUCCUCCACCACCUUCUGGUGAUAAUUCAGGUGGUGCUUCCGGCCUCUCGCCUCUUGUGAUCACAAUCAUUGGUGUUUUCGGGAGUGUGUGCCUUUUGGUUAGUUACUAUGUUAUAAUCUCUAGAUUGUGUAGCGUAAAUAAUGAUUCGUCUGAGUCUUUCAGACAAAGAGGGCUUCAAAUUCAAGAAACUCCGGAUUUGGAAAUGGAUGAAGAUGAUUUUAACAUGGAUGAUGAUCCUUUUAAUCUUGGGCCUUGGCAUGUUCAAGGUAAGGGUUUGGAUGAGGUUAUGAUCAAUUCAAUUAGGGUAUGCAAGUAUCAAAAAGGAAGUGGAUUGAUUUCGGGGACGGAUUGCCCGGUUUGUUUAGGAGAAUUUCAAGAAGAUGAGAAGCUUAGGCUUUUGCCAAAGUGUAGUCAUGCCUUUCACGUUCAUUGCAUUGAUACUUGGCUUGCAAAUCACACAAAUUGUCCAUUAUGUAGAGCUAAUGUAAGUUGUGCCAAUGCCAUGUUGGAUAUAUUGCCGCCGCCUCCUCCUCCUCCUCCACCACCACCACCGCCACCACCACAACCACCUCGACCCAACGUGGUUGUGUCAAGGAGUGUUCCUAGUGAUUUAGGAAGCCGCGAUGAAAUAAUUGACAUUAGAGAAGAUGAAGAUGAACGAGAGGUCAGAAGAUCUAUAUCUAUGGUCAAUUUGUGUCAAAACCGCGUAUCUAUAGCUGAUAUUUUGUUUGUUAAUCAACAAGAUGAUAUAGAAUUGGAAGAACUAGAAAUUGGGGAUGAUGUUGGAUCAUCAAAACAAAUACUGAAAUCAAAACAAUGUUGGAUCUUCCAAAAGAGUUUUCAUUGGAGAUAAUACAUAUCUAAAAUUUGGUGAUAUUAGCGUUCUAGUGUGAGAUACUUGUCCUUGAUUGAAUGAUUUAAGAACUUGAAAAUUCACUUUUGUUAUAUUGCUAUCUCAAA